UAAUCGUCUUCCGCAUUUUCAUGGUCUUCUCUACGCUGGUCGUCAUUACUUUGUUUAUCGCUCACUGUCAGCAUGUCCAAGAGACCAGCAGGAUCCGUUUCCUUGAGCCAGUACAGAGAUCAACAUUAUAGAGGUAGUAGACAGGACCAAGAAAAAGCUCUACUGAAAUCUACAACAUUGUAUAUUGGAAACCUUUCAUUCUUCACCAGUGAAGAGCAAAUCUUUGAACUGUUUAGUCGAGCAGGUGACGUGAAACGCAUUAUAAUGGGUUUAGACAAAGUGUCGAAAACUCCGUGUGGAUUUUGUUUUGUGGAAUUCUACGCAAGAAACGAUGCGUUAAAUGCAAUGAGGUACAUUAAUGGAACUCGACUUGAUGAUCGCAUAAUUCGAACAGAUUGGGAUGCCGGCUUCAAAGAAGGACGACAGUUUGGUCGUGGUAAAAGUGGUGGACAAGUGCGUGACGAAUACCGCACAGAUUAUGAUGAGGGCCGAGGUGGUUACGGCAAGCUUGUGCAGUCAAAGAUUCGCCGGCGAGAUUCUUGAAGAGCUUCACUUUGUAGUGCAUGACAUUCUUCAUGAGCAACUCCCAAAGACAAUUUCCAGUUUUUUAAGUGGUGUAAAGAGAUAAAAAUGGGAGCUUUAUGAUAUUGAUGUUCAGGAUUCAUGCAUUCAUCAAUACUUGGGGUGAUCAAGGUUAAAAUAACAGCAUGAAGUGGAAGCAAACUAAUGGAAAGAGGAUUUAAUUAUCAGAAGUUACAUUUUUACAUGAAAUAUUUGAGUAAAAGGCUUUAUUAUUUCUGUUAAACUUUGUAUCUUAAACUUUGAGAUGUUGCAAAAACUAAAAGCCAGUUAAACCCUUAAAACAAUAUGUAGCAAGUGAGGAAAAGCUUAAUGUUACAAUAUGGGGUCAUGAAUUCUUUUUAGUACUAAUUUUGAGAAAAAAGAUUUGUUUUUUUUUUUUCUUUUGAAUGAGAAUAAUUGUGUGGCAGCCUUAUCGAAGGAACAAUCUUCUUCUACAUUAGAGGAUUUUCCCCAUAUUUCUCUGUGGACAUUAAACUGAUUGUUUAUAUCUAAACAUGGAUUAAAAAGUAGAAAUGAAGAAUGUAUGAUAGCUUGAUGGUUCAAGGGAAGCAAUCCAUGAGAUUCUCUUACUUGAUGCAGAAAACUGUUUAUCCCUACUUCUUACCCAUAUCCCCAUUUGUUGCUGGAGAUAAGUUGUUCUGCGGUUAAUGAUGAUAAAGAGUUAAUACCAUCUAAUCUAAAAAGUAGUUUUUAUUAACAGUGCACCCAUUUAUGACUGUACAUUAGUACUUGAAAAUAAAUGUAUUAAGGAAUUUAUGUUUGUUCAAAUAUUAAAAUAUGCUGUCAUUUGCA
Molecule: messenger RNA, 1374 nt
Organism: Pomacea canaliculata
Lineage: Eukaryota; Metazoa; Mollusca; Gastropoda; Architaenioglossa; Ampullariidae
Product: nuclear cap-binding protein subunit 2-like
Exons: 2
Coding region: 73-543 (156 amino acids)
Biological process (GO): mRNA cis splicing, via spliceosome
Cellular component (GO): nuclear cap binding complex
Molecular function (GO): RNA cap binding
Source: RefSeq, a predicted model, not a curated record